AUGGCAAACCGCUUAAAUAUCAAUUUCAGUGUCCCUGAAUUGCCACCCCCACCCGAGAACUGGAAUGUAGUACAGUAUGGACAUGGGCUAUACUACACUCUGGAGGUUGCUCUCGCCGCGGCAGCUGAACGUCGCUAUUCAGGUGCUCUCGCUCAUCUCCAUUUCUUUCAAGGCUACGACCAGGGUGUCAUAGGCGGCGUCAAUGCUUCGUCAAAGUACGUGACUGAGGUCGGCAUCGGGAAGCCCGAUGGCACUGUGACAGACACCACGCACCAAGGCGGAGUUGUGUUGUCAGCGUUUACUACUUGGGUGCUAUUUUCGGCUACUUUGCUGGGGGAUGCUCAAAAUUCGAACUUUAUGAUUUAUGCUCGAGUGGUGACUGGCAUUGGUACCGGAGCCUUGACCGGCAUCACCCCUGUCUUAGUGUCGGAAACCUCCUCUGCAGAUCACCGCAGUGGAUUUCUGGGCUGCGUCGUCAUUGCGAACUGUAAGAGAGCCUUGAAUCCUUCUUCUUUUUGGUAUUCUGCUAGCCUAUCUCGGGAUAUCAGUCGCAUAUUGGAUCUCAUUCGGCUCGCAUUCCUCGAUAGUGGACGCUCGGACUGUUUCCCAGCUCUCAUUCCCGCCUGCUGCAUCAAAAUGCUACCAGACAGUUCCCGGUAUCUCGCUUCAGUUGAUCGAGAAGAAGAAGCACGUGAGCUGUUGGGGCGUAUUCGGAAGCAUAGUGCCAGUCCAGAAGAGAUUGGCCGGGAAUACUUGGACAUUAUUACCUUGGCCGAGGAAAGCCAGCGCAGCUCUCCAGUCCUAUUUGCAAGAAUGGCGCUCGGCAAGGGUGGAAAGCAGCAUCCGAACUCGGGCAGGAGAGCUUGGCUGUGUGUCUGGUUACAAAUUAUGGCCUCCUGGACAGGAAUUACGGUAGGAGCAUCCACCGCUUUCGCGGCGUGUUCUCCAGUUCUCUUGCCCCAAGUCGGUUACAGCGCCAUCAAGCAGAACGGUCUGACCGGGGGAAUCAACACGAUUGUCGACCGUCUGGGUCGCCGUGUCUGUCUCAUGGCAGGUUCCGCAAUCCUAGUUAAUGUCAAUUUAGUUGCUGGAGCCGUCUACGAGGGCUCAUUGCAUAAUCCAGAAAAAGCUUCUCAGUAUGCCUCGGGAGCUAUUACAAUGCUAUUAUCGUCCAAUAUUGGUUAUGCCGCAACCUGUGGCACUGUCGCAUUCCUGUUACCUACAGAAAUAUUCCUCAGCCACUUGCAAACCCAGACAGUGACGGUAGAGCGUCACAAAGCAAGCCACACGUAUUUCUUCUUCGCCGGUCUCAAUUUACUUUGGAUACCUAUUAUUUUAUCUCUUUCACCCGAAACCCGUAACCGCUCCCUCGAAUCUAUCGAAGCACUAUUUUCCACCUUAAACCCCUUCUACUGGAAGAUGGAGCAGGCGUAUAAACUGCAUGGUGAUGUCUUGGCGGAGCACGGGAGACAUAGGAUAGAAUGA
This is a messenger RNA of Talaromyces stipitatus ATCC 10500, 1485 nucleotides long. Its product is annotated as MFS sugar transporter, putative. The transcript has 13 exons. Gene Ontology annotation, molecular function: carbohydrate:proton symporter activity. NCBI's taxonomy places the organism in Eukaryota, Fungi, Ascomycota, Eurotiomycetes, Eurotiales, Trichocomaceae. Gene Ontology annotation, cellular component: membrane. The record is from RefSeq and is a predicted model, not a curated record. Gene Ontology annotation, biological process: transmembrane transport; carbohydrate transport. Bases 1 to 1485 code for a protein of 494 amino acids.